CUGAACUAGAUACAAAAUUCAAAUUUGCAAGUCCAAAAUCUAAAUUGCGAAUGGUGACAGAAAAUACACGUCGAGCACCACCAGCACCAGGCACAGUUUCUAGAAAGAGAGCAAACAUUAACCAAAACAGGCAAUAAUUUUCUAACAAGGAAACGGGAAAUUCAUUUACAACUUUAAAACGCCUAAAAAGUGCUUCAAAAAUGGCUACAAUGUUUACCGGAGGAUUGAGUAUGGCCGCCGUGAUUCCUCGUCAUCGUUCUAGAAAUCCUAGGAUUUCUCUUCAAGCGUCUCGCGGCGGAGACUCAGUGGAUUGGGUGGAAGCCACCUCUAAUUUCUUCGACAAGGAUCCUCGCCCCAUAAUGCUCUUCGAUGGUGUUUGCAACCUGUGUAAUGGUGGUGUGAAGUUUGUUCGUGACAACGACCGCAAUAGGAAAAUCAGAUAUGAAGCCCUCCAAAGUGAAGCAGGCAAGAAACUAUUAAGGAGAUCAGGAAGAGCUCCUGAUGAUAUUUCAAGUGUUGUACUGGUUGAAAAAGACAGAUCUUACAUUAAGUCUGAAGCUGUUUUGAAGAUAAUGGAAUACAUAGAUUUGCCAUUCCCUCAGAUGGCAUUUUUCAUUAAAUUUGUACCCCUGUUCAUUCGUGAUUUUGCUUAUGACAAUGUGGCAAACAACCGUUACACCAUUUUUGGUAAGUCAGAGUCGUGUGAGAUAUAUGUGGAUUAGUGAAAUUUACGACAUUUUUUUCUUGAAUAUAUUGGUAUAUCAUACGACAUAUUCAAUAUAGUACAAGAACAUGCUAAAAAUAUGUAUAUAGUGUAUAUACUGUCUGCAUUCUGCUUUAGGAAUGAGGUAUCAUUAUACGAAACUUGUAGCUGCUCCUUGCUUAGCUCCCUGACUGAAUCGAACUUUUAAUGCUUAUUAAGGAAGGAUAUUUCAAAUUUUUUGUAUAUUAUAUACACUAAUAGAGGUCUUUACAGCA
This is a messenger RNA of Amaranthus tricolor (Joseph's coat), 978 nucleotides long. Its product is annotated as DCC family protein At1g52590, chloroplastic. The record is from RefSeq and is a predicted model, not a curated record. Gene Ontology annotation, molecular function: protein-disulfide reductase activity. The coding region runs from base 201 to 722 and encodes 173 amino acids. Lineage: Eukaryota; Viridiplantae; Streptophyta; Magnoliopsida; Caryophyllales; Amaranthaceae. The transcript has 5 exons.